AUGGCAGAAGAUAAAUCUCAAGUGUUUGAAGAAUCAUGGUUUCAGUAUGGGAUUAACAUGAAAAUACAUGAUCAGAAUGCGAACUGCAUAUCAUCUUCUGAUUCUUCAGUUGAAGAUUCCGUAUUUUCAAAUGAGUCAUCAUCUUCUUCUAUCGAUACGGCAGAUGAUGCAUCUUCUUCUCUGUCUGCAGAUUCAAGUGGAGGUUUAUAUGAUCUAACAGAUCUCAUGGAAGAAUUGCCCAUCAAAAGAGGGCUCUCCAAGUUUUAUAAAGGGAAAUCAGAGUCUUUUACAACAUUUUCAAUGGUGAAGAGCAUAGAAGAUUUGGUGAAGAAAGAGACACCUUACAAAAGAAAAAUGAAGGCUUCAAAAAGCUAUGCAGUUGGCUUAAAUAGUUAUAAACUUUACUCUCUUCCUAAGCCCAUUAUAUCAAAGAAAACUCCAAAGGCUUCUUUUUCACCAUCUUUACCAAGUAAAAGAGGAAAUAUUAUCACAGCAGCACCCACUGACUCCUCUUUUAAUUAA
This is a messenger RNA of Fraxinus pennsylvanica, 522 nucleotides long. The record is from the annotation of a GenBank genome assembly. Lineage: Eukaryota; Viridiplantae; Streptophyta; Magnoliopsida; Lamiales; Oleaceae.